UUUUUUCCACUACUUUCGCUUCCGAUGAACAAUGGCAGGCAUAGAUUCAAGCUCUGCUUUCAGCAACAUUAUAUCUAACCAUUCCAUCCUGACGAGAUACCUUCCGCGUCCACCGGUUUUCUUCAUGCAUGCGAUCAGGACGGUCUUGCUUGUGACAGCUUUAAUCGCGCACGCGACGCGUUUACCGACAAGCAGUUUGAAGAUUAAACGAUUUUGACAGCGCUGGCCUGCACGACAUUGUCAAAAAGUACUCUGCACUGCUCGAUCUUCGCUCAGCAAUCCGCGUUAAAAUGACCAACUUUUAGAUGGGUCUACGGGAUGCUUUUGAAAUGAUUCACCGAGCACCAUCAUCACCUUUAGGUUAUUUCCGAGCAAACGCGUUGAACUUGAUGCGAUUUAAUCACCUGGAAGCAUUGGACGUCUGCCUUCAAGGAAUCAAAAACACGCCCAAAGUAUAUCCCCAAGUGUUUCAGCAAUGCUACGAAGCAGCCAAAACAAAGCACGAGACAGCCUUUGCCCUCGUUGCAUUACUGCCCUAUGAAACUGUAACGCUCAUUGUCGGAUACUUGCGCUUUAAGGACCGUCUGAACCUACUUGGUGUGUCAAACACUUGGCGAAACAAGCUCAUAGAAUGUCCACAGAUCUGGAACACGCUACUGUUCUCGCCUCUGAAAGACUCACGGUAGAUGAUAUCUUGGCGAUUCAAUACAUCAGCUUCUUUCGGUACUUGUACGACGCGAAGCUCUGUGAAUUUAUCUCCUAUUCUUAAGCACAAAGCGUUUUCUCAACUUUGAAAAAGCUUACCAUCAG
Messenger RNA from Zychaea mexicana, 810 nucleotides. RefSeq lists its product as uncharacterized. NCBI's taxonomy places the organism in Eukaryota, Fungi, Mucoromycota, Mucoromycetes, Mucorales, Lichtheimiaceae. Gene Ontology annotation, molecular function: protein binding. Bases 306 to 686 code for a protein of 126 amino acids. The record is from RefSeq and is a predicted model, not a curated record. The transcript has a single exon.